AUGGCUUCGACGCGAUCUUGGUUUAGCAUUCCCAAAGGGUCACACUUCUCGUUGGCGAAUAUUCCCUUCGGCAUCAUUUCGACUGCAUCCUCAACAUCACCACGAGUGGCAGUUGCCAUUGGAGAUCACGCACUAGAUCUCGAAGCAUUCGCUGCCAGCAAUGGCUUCUCGGCGCUAUCGACCAUACAACCUCAUCAAGCAGUCUUCUCAACCCCCAAUCUGAACGCGUUUGCGGCACUGGGUCGGCCGAUACAUUCUGUUGUGAGAAAGUACAUUCAAAGUGUCUUCACAGCAGACACACCGUAUCCGGAUGUUUUGAAGAACAACGUGACGCUCCAGAAGCAAGCCCUCAUUCCCCUCAAGGACACCAAGGCGCAUUUGCCGUUCAGAAUAGGUGACUAUACCGACUUCUUUGCCGGCAGAAACCAUGCAUACAAUUGCGGUGUCAUUUUCAGAGGACCGACAAAUGCUUUACAACCAAAUUACAACCACCUUCCUGUUGGCUACCAUGGUCGAGCAUCAUCAGUAGUACCGUCCGGUACUCCAAUCCGCAGGCCCAAUGGACAGAUUCUGCUUGAUCCUACAGCGGAGAAGAAAAUACCCACAUUCUCACCGUGCAAGAAACUGGACAUCGAGCUGGAGCUUGGCGCCUUUGUCUGUGGCUCAAACCCGCAAGGAGAACCUAUUCCAAUCGACAAAGCUGAAGAUAGCUUAUUCGGUGUGGUCUUGAUGAACGACUGGUCUGCCAGAGAUAUCCAAGCAUGGGAGUAUGUGCCCCUUGGGCCUUUCAACGCAAAGAAUUUCGGCACGACAAUAAGCACGUGGGUCGUGCUAGCAGACGCGCUUGAGCCGUUCAAGACCAAGGGCCUUGAGAAUGAGGCUGAGGUCCUGCCGUACUUAAAGGAGAAAGCAGAGAAGACGGUGUAUGACAUAAAUCUGGAGAUUGACGUUAAGAGUAAGUCAUCCUCCGGCAACAAUACGACCAUAUCCAAGGUCAAUGCACGAAAUCUGAUGUGGUCAUUCCCGCAGAUGCUGGCGCAUCACACUAUCAACGGCUGUCCCUUCCAGCCAGGUGACCUACUUGGGUCUGGUACCAUUAGUGGAGAGACGGCUGCUGAGUACGGUAGCUUUCUGGAGCAGAGCCAGAAUGGAAAGGAGACCAUCGCUUUGAACGGUGGAGAGAAGCGGACAUUCCUUGAGGACGGCGACGAGAUCACAAUAAGAGGUAUUUGUGGUGCAGACGAAGAGGCACUUGUUGGUUUUGGAGAGUGUGUGGGACGGAUCGAGCCAGCAUUGAAGCUGAGCUUCAAUUAA
This is a messenger RNA of Parastagonospora nodorum SN15, 1314 nucleotides long. RefSeq lists its product as hypothetical. Lineage: Eukaryota; Fungi; Ascomycota; Dothideomycetes; Pleosporales; Phaeosphaeriaceae. Gene Ontology annotation, biological process: L-phenylalanine catabolic process; L-tyrosine catabolic process; homogentisate catabolic process. The record is from RefSeq and is a predicted model, not a curated record. The coding region runs from base 1 to 1314 and encodes 437 amino acids. The transcript is spliced from 2 exons. Gene Ontology annotation, molecular function: fumarylacetoacetase activity.